Molecule: messenger RNA, 3936 nt
Organism: Labrus bergylta (ballan wrasse)
Lineage: Eukaryota; Metazoa; Chordata; Actinopteri; Labriformes; Labridae
Gene: pkp2
Product: plakophilin 2
Biological process (GO): cell-cell adhesion; desmosome organization; protein localization to plasma membrane
Cellular component (GO): intercalated disc; plasma membrane; intermediate filament
Molecular function (GO): alpha-catenin binding; intermediate filament binding; protein kinase C binding
Source: RefSeq, a predicted model, not a curated record
CCCCCUCUCAGUGUCAGUUAGUCGGUCGAUUCACCUGAGUGGGACAACAAAGCAGGACUAAACACUGCUCCAGGAAAUGUACCUAUCUAGUUAAAUGAAGGCUCCCAUCUAGACUCUUUGCAGAUUCGCUCACAAUGACCGAAGUGUUUUUUAAAUCUGCGUUAUCUGUGAGAGAGUCCUUUGUGCUGGAUGACACCAGUCUGGCUCUGCCGGCCCAGCCGACCCCAACAUCGUCGACUUGGGAGAAGUCGAACGACCGGAGCCUCCGGGUCCAGCAGCAGGUUCAGCUCACCUUGGCUCGGAAGGCGAAAAAGAGUGUGUCAAAUGGAAGUGUCCGUUUACAGAAAAACACAACAAAGAGCUUUGAUGCUCCUGAUGGACCUUUACCCAACAUGAAGGUUAAUGGAUUAGCACUUUCAACCAACCAUGUGUGGAGACCCCCCAGGAGAGUGGAAGUGUCUCCACCUCCGAGCCCAGAGACACCACGCAGCCGCCUCACUUACAGCACCCAUCGCUAUGCCACGUACAGCCAUCCAGGACCCGUACAGUUCCACAGGGGGGGCAUCCUGAGGGACUACACUUCUGACUCAUUUCAGCGCUACGCCGUCUCAGAGGCUCCGUGUAUAAGGCGGCCGCUGGCGUCCACGUCUACUCUUGGGAGCUUCCACGGGAGGUCACUCAGACAGCCUGUGUUUGCAAACGCAGCGUUUCAGCAGAGUGGAGACUACGGCCCUCCCUGGGGUCACACCCAAAGUAAUGUUAAACAGGAAAAAGAAUCGGUGCAGGGACAGAGUGGGAAUAUGAUGCUGGUCGACAAGCAGCCUGACGAGGGCUUCUCCUGGCUGGCUCGGGUCAGGAGGAGUGGUCAGAGGCCCCACAGACUGAACUCUUACCCCCCAUCAGUCACCAGCAUGGAGGUAGACAUGGGAAGACAGAUGGAUGUGGCGCCUCCCGUUCAGCAGAUUCAAGCACAGAACAUCAUGACCCUGAAGUCAGAGAACAAGCUUCCAGAGAUGACAAUAGAGAGGGCCAUGAAACUCAUGGAGGAGAAAAACGAGGAAACCCUAAUCUGCGCAGCUGGUUACAUACAGAAUCAAUGUUUCAGGAGUGCAGAAGCAAAGAAGAUGGUGUUUUAUCUCCAUGGGAUCGGAAAGCUCCUACAGCUCGUCCGCAGUGAGGAUGAGGAGGUACAGUGUGUCGGUGCCGGGGCACUGCGUAAUGUUGUUUACCAGAGCGCUGAGAACAAGAUGGAGGUGAAGGACAACAACGGCCUGGCCACCAUUUUACGAGCGCUAAAGAGCAGUCGUGAUGUUGAGACCAGACAAGAACUUACAGGUCUGCUGUGGAACCUGUCCUCUCAUGACCUUUUGAAGGAGUGCCUCUCCAGGGAGGCAUUAUCCAUCCUCACGCAGUCCGUCCUCGUGCCCAGUUCCGGCAUCUCUGAAGGCGAGAACCCAAAAGACGAGCUCCUGGCUGACCACGGGGUUUUCCACAACGCUACCGGCUGUCUGCGAAAUCUGAGCUCUGCUGGCCCUGACGGCAGGAAGGCCAUGAGGGACUGUGAGAAUCUGAUCGACUCCCUGGUCUACUACAUCCGGGGAGCCAUCGCUGACCAUAAGACGGACGACAAGUCCACGGAGAACUGCGUCUGCAUUUUGCACAACCUGUCCUAUCAGAUGGAGGCGGAGCUUCCUAAGAAGUACACCAGAGAACUCGGAGAAUCUCGACAAAACUUGGCUCCCAAGCCAAAGCCAGUCGGCUGCUUCGCUUACCGCAGUGCCAGGAUUCCAGAGCAUCUGGAGCGACAGAGCCCCCUGCUGGAAGAGAAGGCAAACCCCAGUGGCAUAGAGUGGCUGUGGAGCACCAUCACCAUCAGGAUGUACCUGUCACUCAUCGCCCGCAGUGUGCGUCACCAAACACAGCAGGCGGCCAUCGGAGCGCUGCAGAACAUCACAGCAGGGAGCGGCGCGGUAGCUGAAGCCAUCACUUUCACUGUUGUUCAGAGGGAAAAUGGCCUUCAACACGUCAAUAAGAUUUUAGAGGAAGGCGAGAGAGAUGUGAAGAGGACGGCCGUAUCUUUAAUAAAAAACCUCUCACGCUACCAGGAGCUGCAUCCUGAAAUCGUGAAUCAAGUGUUGCCCGAGGUGGUGCGCAUGCUGCCCCAUGACGACACGGGCACCGACCUGCCCACAGAGCUAACAGCGUCCCUGUUGCACAUCCUGAUGAACCUGAGUCAGAGCGAGCCGCAGCAUGUGAGAGCCAUCGUCAAUCAGGGAGCCCUCCCAAGGAUCAUUAACAUCAGCAGCAAGGACAAUGGUUUUGGACCAACCAGAGCGGGACAGGCAGCAUGUGUCCUGCUGCACACCAUGUGGAGACACAGUGACCUCCAUGGGGCCUACAAGAAGUGUGGCUACAGGAAAACUGACUUCAUCAAUCAAAGGACGACUAAGGCUGUGAACUCCGGACGAGACUGAGGAUCAGAUUCAUGAAUACAAAGUCCACUUGUUCCUGUAGACACCAUCAGAACCAGACUGAGAAUCAGAUCAAUGAAUACAAAGUCCACUUGUUCCUGUAGACACCAUCAGAACCAGACUGAGGAUCAGAUCAAUGAAUACAAAGUCCACUUGUUCUUGUAGACACCAUCAGAACCUGCAGGACUGAAGAACUACUGUAAUGGACUGUGUAUGUAUCAAUGAAGCCUUAAGAGGACAUGCUCUCAUAUAUUUCAGUCUGUUUGCACUUUCCCCAGCAGUAAGGAAGUCAGCAUCAAGGAUAAGACUGUGAUGUCAGCAACAUAUGAAAGUAGAUUGUCUGCUGAAAUACACGUACACAUAUCAGCUGGCGUCUUUGUCUCAACCUUAAAAAUUUGAUUUCAUACCGUGACAAGGCUCUUCGAUGGAAAAUACGGCACUAAUAAAACCUCAAGAAAACAGCUAAGCUACUGAAACACGAGCCCUUACUGCCCAACUCAGAUCUUUAGAAUGCUGAAUCUCCUGACUGCACAACAAAUUGACCUUUUCUGUUACUAAUAAGAAACCUUGAACCUCUAACCCUGAACCUUUAACGAGUUUGUUUCAGCUGUUUUUCUCGAGAUCUCUGCUUGAUUUUCUCAUCAUCUAGGAAUAACAAAGCUGCUUUUCUCAUGAUAAUGGGCUCCUGUUAUCACAAGAAAACAAGCUUUGUUAUCUUGACAUAAAUUAACCCAAUUUAAUGGGAAACAUUUCAUGAGAAACUGAAAAAUAAGGAAAGAUUUAGAGAAAACAAUGAGCUAUGUAUGUUAACGUGUCUGCUUCAGGCUUCCAUAGAUUUUCUGCUGAGUUAUAUAUUUCCCUAAAUGCUGCAUGACAUUGUGAACACUGCCUACAUUACUCACAAAGGUCACAUAAGAUGGCUUUUAAAAUCUGUACAUAAAAAAGUCAUGUUUUUGUAGCUGUUAGUCAAAGGAAAGACACGUCAGAUUUUGAUUAGAUGACACGACGAAAAUUUAAAGAAAACAUACCAAACAAGAGAAACAAUAUUGAGCAUCACAUUUUGAAUUUCAUGGGUCCUCUAAAGCACUUUUUCAGUUUUGUUUACGUCAAAUAUAUGUAGUCUCAGUGAAAAGAUAUUGAAGUGUAGAGGCAGCUUAACAGUUUGUAGUACUUUUCUGUGUGUUUGGUUGUUGUGCACCAGUAGUCGCAUGAGGAACCACAAAAUGUUCAUAUAUUAAACAGUUUCAGAAUUGUUUGGAGAAAGUGCUUGAAAUAGAAUCAUUUCCUGUUGUGACUCCCUAAAAAAAAACAAGCUGAUCUCCUGCUUUCUGCCUUCAAUGUGUUUUAAUCAUCACAUUCAUUGUUUGGAAUUAAAUAUCUUCUAAUGAUGUUUUUAGAAGCUUACUUUUGUGAAUUACUUCUGAGAACGCAGGAAAAAUAAAUCUUUAAUAAAUAAAUGCAGUUA